Molecule: messenger RNA, 3895 nt
Organism: Erinaceus europaeus (western European hedgehog)
Lineage: Eukaryota; Metazoa; Chordata; Mammalia; Eulipotyphla; Erinaceidae
Gene: CCDC136
Product: coiled-coil domain containing 136
Exons: 18
Coding region: 74-3652 (1192 amino acids)
Biological process (GO): single fertilization; acrosome assembly
Cellular component (GO): acrosomal membrane
Source: RefSeq, a predicted model, not a curated record
CUGCGCACCCGGCUCGGCUGCCCGGCCCGGUGGCUGCGGCGGCGGCUGCGGGCGGCUUCUGGCUGCUGCGGCCAUGGAGGCUGGCGGCGGGGCGGGUGCGGGCGCCGCGGGCUGGAGCUGUCCCGGCCCAGGAUCUACGGUGACCACUUUGGGCUCCUACGAGGUGACUGAAGGCUGCGAGAGGAAGAAAGGCCAGCGCUGGGGGGCUCUAGAGCGGCGUGGGAUGCAGGCCAUGGAAGGGGAAGUGUUGCUUCCAGCUCUCUAUGAAGAGGAAGAAGAGGAGGAGGAGGAAGAGGAAGAAGAGGAAGAAGCAGAGGAAGAGGAAGAGCAGGUGUCAAAGAAAGGCAAUGGCAAGGGCUCCCUGUCACUCAGCAAGCACCGGGGGCUGAGCCUUACUGAGACCGAGCUGGAGGAGUUGAGGGCACAGGUGUUGCAGCUGGUGGCGGAGCUGGAGGAGACGCGAGAGUUGGCGGGGCAGCAUGAGGAUGACUCUUUGGAGCUGCAGGGGCUCCUGGAGGAUGAGCGGCUAGCCAGCGCCCAGCAGGCAGAGGUGUUCACCAAACAAAUCCAGCAGCUCCAAGGUGAACUGCGAUCUCUACGGGAGGAGAUCUCCCUGCUAGAGCGUGAAAAGGAGAGCGAGCUGAAGGAAAUCGAGCAGGAGCUGCACAUGGCCCAGGCUGAGAUCCGCACUCUGCGCCAGGCAGCAGAGGACUCGGCGACCGAACAUGAGAGCGACAUCGCCUCCCUGCAGGAGGACCUCUGCCGGCUGCAGGGCGAGCUGGAGGAUAUGGAUCGCAUCCGCGGGGACUACGAGCUGGAGAUUGCCAACCUCCGCGCAGAGAUGGAGAUGAAGGGUUGCGACCCAACCAACAACUUGAGCAGCUCAGAUUUCUCUGAGCUACAAGAAGAAUUACAGCAACUGCGGGAACGCUACCGCUUCCUGAAUGAUGAGUACCGGGCCCUGCAGGAAAGCAACAGCAGCCUCACCGGGCAGCUUGCAGACCUGGAGAGUGAGAGGACACGAAGGGCAACGGAGAGAUGGCUGGAGUCCCAGACACUAAGGACCACGAUAUCGGCAGAGUCUCAGACCAUGGAAAUGGACUUUCUGGAGCCCGAUCCUGAAACAGAGCUGUUACGACUGCAGCUGCUGGGAGCUGAGGAGCAGGUGCAGGACAUGCAGAAGAAGUGUAGUGAUAUGUCUUCUGAGCUGCAAGAGCUCCAGCUUUACCGUCGAAGCAGUGAGGAGGAACAGAAGCGGCUGCAGAGGGAGCUCAAGAGCGCCCAGAAUGAGGUGCUUCGCUUCCAGACGUCCCACAGCGCUGCCCAGAACGAGGAGCUGAAGAGCAGGCUCUCUGUCCUGCAGAAGAAGUACGAUGUGAGCCAGGAUGAGCAGAACGAGCUCCUGAAGACGCAGCUGCAGCUUCAGUCUGAGCUCCGCGAGCUCAAGGUCAAAAACUCAGUGGCAGAGUGCCAGGCAGAGAAGGAGUUACAUUGCCGGCUCCAGAGGAUGCAGCUCCAGUACCAGAACACCUUAUGUGAGAAGGACAAGCUGAAGGAGACACAGCAGCAACUGAAAGGGGAGCUACGAUGCCAUGAGGCUGAGGUCCAGCGCCUCAGGGACCUGGUGGCCUCCUUACAUGACACUAAUGAGAAGAAUGAGCAGCUCUGCGCCCAGCUUCAGGAGGUGAAGCACCUGUACCAGUGCAGCACGGAGGAGCUGGAGAGGCAGAAGCACAUGUUUGACCAGCUUGAGCAGGACUUCCAGCUCUGCCAGGAGGAGCUGACACAGCUCAAAUGCUCCCAGUCAGAGGACAAGAUCAAGUGCACUAACAAGUGUGACGCACUGCUGUACAAGCUGACAGAGCUGCAGGAGAAGUACAAGGCCAGCCAGAAGGACAUUGCGGACCUGCAGAUGGAGCAGUGCCAGCUCCUGGAGGAGCAGCGGCGGAUGCAGGAGGAGCAGGGCCAGCUGCAGGAGGAGCUGCACAGGCUCACAGUCCCUGUCCCCAAAUCUGGCCUCCUUCACAAGAGCCAGCAGCUGCUGCUGAAACUCCAAGACCUGGGUGAACUGCAGCUGCUGUACAAAGGCAUGCAGGAGGAGCAGAAGAAGCUCGUACAGAACCAGGAGAGCGUGUUGAAGGAGCAGCUCCAGCUGCACCAAGAACUGCAGGCUUUCAAAGACUCGCGUUUCCGGAGUGUGCUAGAGAGUCCUGAGGAGUCGAGGGUGUCCAAGAACUUCAAAAGUGGGCAGAUUAAGUCCAAGGUGGUGAUGGCCCAGAUGCAGGUACUGCAGGAGCUGUACCAGUCCAGCCAGGCCGAGCAGGAGCUGCUGCAGCAGGAGCAGGGCCGCCUCCUGGAGGAGCGCAAGAGGCUGCAGGCCGACCUGCAGCUGUGCCUGGAGGAGAUGCAGCUGCUGCAGGAGCGCUCGCCGUCCAUCAAGAUGAGCCUGGAGUCCCACUGGAAGAGCUCGGGCGGGGCGGUGGAGUGCAAGGACAGCUUCCACCGCAGCUAUGUCAGCAGCCAGGUCAGCGAGGAGGCCUUCCUCCGCAGCUACGACAGCAGCACCAGCGUCCUCGAGCCAUGUGACAAGGGCAGCUCGCGGGCCAGCUGCAGCAGCAGCAGCGUCGCCUACAACCGGAGCUACCGCAGCAGCGCCACCUCCGACCUCUGCCACAAGAGCUACUGCAGCAGCCUGGACGACGAGCCUGCUGAGCCCGAGGACAUGGAGAACUUCGAGGAGACAGUGGCCAAGGUGCUGACUAAGCUGCAGGGGGUGCAGGCACUGUGUCAGCUCAGCCAGGAGGAGCACGACGCGCUGCAGGGGCGCAUGCAGGCGUUGCUGGAGCUGCAGCGGGGACUGCGGGAGGAGAUGGACGUCUGUGAGCGCCAAUUCAGGGAGUGCAUGGAGUGCCUGGAGAAGCCUACUGGUGGCGACAAGGACAAGAACGAGAUCAAGGAUCUGCAGGUGAAGCUGCGGGAGCUGCAGCUGCAGUACCAGGCCAGCAUGGACGAGCAGGGCCGGCUCCUGGCGGUACAGGAGCACCUAGAGGGGCAGCUGCAGUGCUGCCAGGAGGAGCUUCGGCAGCUCAGAGAGAAGCGCGCGCCAGAGACUCGGUCCAAGAACAGCCACAAGAACAUGAACAAGAAUGCCAACUCUACCAAAGAGGUGGAGAAGGAGAACAAAACCAACCCGGGCAGGGCCAAGGCCGGCCCGGAGACCGGCAAGAAUAUGGAGGUGGUGCUGUACUACAAGGCCCCCUGCACCGAUCUGAAAAACAUAGCAAACAAGCAAAAUGCCGAGGGUGGGGAUGCGAAACCGGAGCAGGACAAGAACCCGGAAGAGCAGGACAAGAACCCGGAAGAGAACAUCCACAAUGAUCCAGGCGCUGGUUUGCCAAGUCAGGUCCAUCAGGCAGGGAAUCCAAAGCCCUCACUCCAUGAGGACCAAGAUGACUGUGGAGACAAAGAGAACCAAGAGACCUGCGACGACUCUUGCCCUGAGACUUCGGAGGAGAACCCCCUCAAACUUUCUGACAGCAAAAAGAAUGUGUUCGGGAUGUGGAAGCCUAUGGUGUUCCUGGCAAUCGCAGCCGUGGCGCUGUAUGUGUUACCCAGCAUGCGGCAGCAGGAGACAGACUUCCUCAUGGAGUGACGGUGGCAGGCCAGGGGCCAGUGUGGAAGCAGGUUGCCCCCCAUCCCCCUAGCAGCUAUACCCCUCAGUUGUGGGCAGGUCAUGCUGGGCCAGAGCCCCCAACCCACCCGAAUAUUCCGUGUGCCCCUAUCUCUUCAGCCUCUGUCACCUGGGCUGGGACGGGCGUCUGGGAAGCCAGCAGCCUCCAUUUCCUGCCCUGAUGUAAGAAACUGGGUUCCUUGUGAUUAAAUAGCCACCAAAUCA